CAUUCCACUCAGAGCUCGAGAAACUGUUUUACACUGAAAUGUCUUCUUACCCUGUAUGCAAAUUUGAGCGCUAAAUCGGAGUGUCAUUUUAAGCCUUGUACUUUGACAAAUGUCAGCGCCAAGUAGCUAGCUUCGUCGAAUUAGGAAAAAUCGUAGGUGUUAUCAGAAGUGUACUUAUAAAGUUAAAACUUCAAAAAAAAACCCUCAGAGAAGGAUGCAGAGCAUGAAGUUGGGUUCUAACUGUACGCCCGGCCGCCAACCAUCAGCGGGUGGGGGGACCUUGCCGCUCCACCAUCACAUCCCAUCAAACGAGACGGCAACCAUUUCCAGUGUCAGCCUUCCGGUACACAUGAACAACGGGUACUGCAGACGCAUGCCUUCCUAUCCAUCAGAAUCUAACAACCUACAUCUACAGAACCGACUCUUUUGUGAGGACCAAACGAACAGGUCUUUCUAUCGUGGCGGUUGUGCAAUUUACUCUUCGGAUAAUGUGGAGGUCGGCGCAAAGCAGGCCUCCUUGCAGCAACCGUUUAUCAACAUCUCUGUUGAUCCUGUCAAAGAGAACAGGUGGUUAGAGAAAGAAGUCUCUAACAGCAAAGAUGGUCUCUACCCUAUCAAGAACUCUAACACCGACGCUUACAUGCUCCAAAUGCCCCUUAGUCGCCGUACAGAGGAAGCUGCCAGUAAUCUCGAACAGGCUGUCAACGGCACCAUAUCAUCUGAUCAGGAGUUAACAAAGCAAAUCCCCACAAAAGACAAGAAUGGUUUGGCCAUCACUCAUUCAGAGAAAAUCGGUGAAGUCUUAACGAUAGAACAUAGGGACGAUGGACGCAGCUUAGUGGAUGUGAAACCCACAUUGUCUUACAUCGGACUGAUAGCCAAGGCGAUAAUGGAAAGUCCACAAAGCCGCCUAAGUUUAGGGUCUAUAUAUACUUGGAUAGAGAGUAACUACCCAUAUUAUAGGAACCGAGGACAAGGUUGGAGGAAUUCUGUGCGACAUAACCUUUCCCUUAACGACUGUUUCAUCAAAGCGGGCAGGUGCGAGGACGGCAAAGGAAACUACUGGGCAAUACACCCGGCAAACCUGCAAGACUUCCUAAGGGGGGAUUUCCGCCAGAGACGACGCUCCAGACGCCGCGGAAGAAGGAAGGAAACAGAUCUCGGAAUGUUUCACAUGGCUCCGAACGGCUACAUUGGUGCCGUUGCUUCCUCCCUUCCUCCUGGAGUUGCCUUCAAUUCACCGCCCCCCAUCAACUCGCUGUACUCGCCCUACACCGAAGCGGAGCGGCGUGCAUACAGGCUGGACGAGGCACUCCUCAGACAGAGUAUGAACAAUCCAUUUGUGAAAUGGUACAAUGGGACGAACGGUAGCUAUCCUGGCUCAACCCCCAACUCGUCUAUGUACCCAUCGUCCCUUACCCAGUGGCAAGCUUACCACGACGGUACAUCGCCAACUAUGUAUCAGUUCGCUGGCUUUUCCACUACUAGAUAGUGAAAGGUAGGAGUAGGUACGGCUAAAUCGUCUAACAGCGCACCGAUGCCCACGUCUCAGUGUUAUCCAAUGCAGUAUCAUGUGUAUGAACUCUCUUUUGAAUUUGAAUAUUGAUUCUGGAUUCUGUCUCAGGGAAGACCCUUCAUAAAAUGACGACCAGCAAAAAUGAAAACGUAAAAAGUGACGGUUUCACUUUUUUUCAGUAAGAUUUAAAAAACAUGCAUGCGUCACCACAAACACAACCUAAGGCAUGUGCAUUAUAGGAAAAUAUUAAUUUUGAAACGAUGUGUAUACAUAUAUCCAAAAGUUUCGCAUCGGUUCACAGCGUUUUAUUAACAUUCUUAUCAGCUUCGAAUACUUAUACUGUUGAUUUAUUUUACAGGUGUACGCGUACCUGCAGACUAAUAGUCAUAACGUAUAUAAAACACACUUCGCUGUCAUGCACACUGAGACAACUAAAUAAAUGCUCAGACGUUUCAGCCUCUUUCAUUUUCUUUAGAUUCAAGUAGCCAAAGGUUUGAUUUCCAUUAAUUUAAAAAGUGCAUCAAAUAGAAACAUACCUUUGUCAAGGUGUAUUUAAAGCCAUCAUAUCAAAAUUUCGGACCUCAUGCACAUUCACUCACAGACGCAUGAAGUUAGUAAAUAUUCUUCGACUAGUGUCAUACGUAUGUUGUGUGAUAUUAUUUCAGUCAUUGCUUAUACAGGAAUGUCUCUUUUUGUCAAAUUGUCUAUAAAAUGAGAUAUAACGAAUCAAUUUAAGAAGUGAGAAUACUUAUACAAAAUAUUCUUGAUACGAUUAUGGUUAACAAAGUUGUCUGAUGUUGCUUUGUCAAAUAAAUG
Messenger RNA from Liolophura sinensis, 2332 nucleotides. RefSeq names its product forkhead box protein E4-like. Bases 215 to 1492 code for a protein of 425 amino acids. NCBI's taxonomy places the organism in Eukaryota, Metazoa, Mollusca, Polyplacophora, Chitonida, Chitonidae. The record is from RefSeq and is a predicted model, not a curated record. Gene Ontology annotation, biological process: regulation of transcription by RNA polymerase II; anatomical structure morphogenesis; cell differentiation. The transcript has a single exon. Gene Ontology annotation, molecular function: DNA-binding transcription factor activity, RNA polymerase II-specific; RNA polymerase II cis-regulatory region sequence-specific DNA binding.